GCUCCUGGACACCAGCCUAGCUCAGGAAGUGUCCUGGGAUUGAGCCCCUGCACCAUGGCCCAGGAAGGCCUCCUGGAAGAGCUGAGGGCAGAGGUCAGCUGCCCCGUGUGCCUGGACUUGCUGACAGACCCGGUGACCCUGGACUGUGGGCACCACUGCUGUGCCUCCUGCCUCCAGCAACGCUGGCAGGACCUGCUGGACAUCUUCCCCUGUCCCGUCUGCCAGCACCACUGUGCCCACAGGGAGCUGCAGAAGAACAGCCAGCUGAGCACCCUGGCUGACAUGGUGAAGCAGCUGCCCAGCUCAGGGAGCAAGAGGAAGCAGCAGGAGCAGCCCCUGUGUGAGCAGCACCAGCAGGUGCUCAGCCUGUUCUGUGAGCAGGACCUGCAGCUGGUGUGUGUUCAGUGCAGGGUGUCCUGUGAGCAGCAGGGUCACCCUGUCACCCCCACUGAGGAGGCUGCUGCUCAGCACAGGAAGAAACUCAAAUCCCACCUGCAGACCCUGAGCAAGCAGUUGGAGGAUGCUCGCCAGAGGGUAGAAUUACAAAUAAAAGAAAACCAAGAGUUGAGAGAUAAGGUGGACAUUGAAAGAACUCUACUACACUGGGAAUUUCAAAAUUAUGAGUUAUUCUUGAAAAAGAGUCAGCGUAUCUAUGACCAUAGGCUACUAGAUGAAAUAUCAACUAUUAACCAAAUGAUCAUUGACAACAGAGACCAGGCAUCAGCCUUUGGCUCCUCAGUGAAGACUCUGCUGAGGGAUCUCACAGACAUGUCUGUGCAGACAGACCUGCAGCUCCUGCUGAGGGCCAGAAGACUCCAGCACCUGCUGAGCAGCUGUGAAGAGCUGGAGGUGCCAGAAAUCUUAGACUACACAUGCAAGGAGGAGAUGCCCAGGCUCCCCUCACAUUACAUCGGUCUCCUUGACGCCAGCAAGUUUCAGGUGGAUUUGACACUAGACCCUGAGACUGCUCAGCACAAUCUCAUCAUCAGUGAUGAUAGGAAGAAUGUUCUGUUUGGUGGUGAGCUAAUGGUCUCCACCCCUACUCCCAGCCCCAAGGCUUUUACUUCUCACAUAGCUGUCCUGAGCUCUGAGGGCUUUGAAGCCGGCAGGCAUUUUUGGGUGGUAGAAAUCACAGGCACAGGUGUGUGUUCCCUGGGUGUCUGCAAAGAGUCUUUCCCCAGGCAGGUGCUGAUGCCACAGGUCCCAAGUAAUGGAUGCUGGCAAAUCCAACAGUCCUUUAGGACCCAUUUCAACUCAGACACAACGAUAGUGACCAUUGGCAUUUUCCUUGACUAUGAACUAGGAGAAAUUUGUUUUUAUGAUAUCUCUAAGAUGUCUCCCAUCUGCAAACUGGUGGAUACAUUUACAGAGAAACUGAUUCCCUAUUUUGCUAUAGAACCUUCUUCCCGAUCGGUGAUGAUGACUAUGAGCUAA
This is a messenger RNA of Erinaceus europaeus (western European hedgehog), 1434 nucleotides long. Its product is annotated as tripartite motif-containing protein 75-like. The transcript has a single exon. Gene Ontology annotation, molecular function: protein binding; zinc ion binding. NCBI's taxonomy places the organism in Eukaryota, Metazoa, Chordata, Mammalia, Eulipotyphla, Erinaceidae. Bases 55 to 1434 code for a protein of 459 amino acids. The record is from RefSeq and is a predicted model, not a curated record.